Molecule: messenger RNA, 126 nt
Organism: Funneliformis caledonium
Lineage: Eukaryota; Fungi; Glomeromycota; Glomeromycetes; Glomerales; Glomeraceae
Source: the annotation of a GenBank genome assembly
AUGGGUUGGGCUUGUAACACCGAAAAUUAUAAACUCAGUAAGAUUCAUUCUCAAAAAGAUGGGAUGGAAAAAGAGUUGGGUGCUGCGGUUCGAAUAUUUAUGUGGGGAACGCGUAACGAGGCCUAG